Molecule: messenger RNA, 1074 nt
Organism: Colletotrichum orchidophilum
Lineage: Eukaryota; Fungi; Ascomycota; Sordariomycetes; Glomerellales; Glomerellaceae
Product: glycosyl hydrolase family 10
Exons: 3
Coding region: 1-1074 (357 amino acids)
Biological process (GO): carbohydrate metabolic process
Molecular function (GO): hydrolase activity, hydrolyzing O-glycosyl compounds
Source: RefSeq, a predicted model, not a curated record
AUGAAGUUCUCCCUCUCCCUCCUCCUCGCGCCCCUCGCCGUCGCCGGCCACCCGACCACCGACGACGGCGCCCCCGCCCCCGCCGCCGCGGCCGUCGCCCGAGGCCACACCCACCACCACGGCGCCGCGCACCGCCUCCUCGCGCGCCAAUCCCCCACCAGCAUCGACAAGCUCUUCAAGGCCAAGGGGAAACUCUACAUUGGCGUCUCGGGCGACAACGGCAUCAUGCAGCAGGGCAAGACCGCCGCCGUCAUCCAGCAGGACUUUGGGCAGGUGACGCCCGAGUACUCGAUGAAGUGGGACGCCACCGAGCCCACGCGCGGCGCCUUUGACUUUACCAACGCCGACUUCUUGGUCAACUUUGCCCAGACGAAUGGAAAGCUGAUCCGCGGACAUACCUUGCUCUGGCACGAGGCGUUACCCGCGUGGGUUGCCGCCAUCAAGGACAAGGCGACCAUGACAAAGGUGGUUGAGACGCACGUCAAGACGGUUGUCGGCAAGUACAAGGGCAAGAUCAGGUCGUGGCUUACUGUAAAAAAGGACGUUGUGAACGAAGCCUUCAACGACAACGGUACCCUACGCAGUACCGUCUUCUCCAACGUCCUGGGCGAGGCCUACAUCGGCAUCGCCUUCCGCGCCGCGCGCGUUGCGGAUCCCGCUGCGAAGCUGUACAUUAACGACUACAACCUCGACAACGCGGGCUGGGGCAAGGUCACGGCCGUCGUGAACAAGGUGAACCAGUGGAUCGGACAGGGCAUCCCCAUUGACGGAAUCGGAUCCCAAGCUCACCUCGCAGCAAACAUGUCUGGCAACAUCCAAGCAGCCCUCGAAGCCCUCGCCAGAUCCCGCGCCUCCGAAAUCGCCAUCACCGAGCUCGACAUCCCCGGCGCCCCGCCCAACGACUACGCCACCGUCGUUGCGGCGUGCCUCCACGUGCCAAAGUGCAAGGGCGUCACCGUCUGGGGCGUCAGCGACAAGCAGUCCUGGAUGGCCACCGCCAAGCCCCUUCUGUUUGACGACAACUGGAAACCCAAGCCAGCGUACAACGCCAUCGUCGCGAGGUUGCGUAAAUGA